AAAGAAUACUUUACUUGACAAAAUUGGCCUUCAAGAUUCAAUCCAGGCUUUGCAUGCAAAGCAUAUCAAACUUUACUUGCACACAAUUCCUAGUAACAGCCUAUCAUCAACCAUAGCAAUCCUUCUCUAUCUGUAGCCUUCUUCAUCUUCAAAAAUAAAACAGGUUCUCAAAUCAAAUGGAUGCAACACAAUUGUUCAGGAAGUCAACAUUUUUUCUCUAACAAUGGAUUAUUUGAUCAAACAAACAAGCAGGGUGAGACUUGCCAGACCGCAGCAAAGCACAGAAGGGCCUAGCAGUAGCAGAGAAAGAAGAAUAUCUUUCCAGAAAACCCCAUCUUUCAAAGAAGAAAAGAAGAGGUCUCAGAACUGGUUCAGGAGACAGAUUUCUUGGCAGAUGAAUCAAGAUUAUGACUCCAUUGGCUUGGAGCAAGCAACUGCAGUUGCUGCUGCUGCUUAUGCCGUUUCAACAAUGAAAGAAUCAAGUAAAAUCCCAGAAAAGAAAAAGAUAAGCAGUGAAGGCCGUGAACCUUCAUUUGCUCGAACCAAGAGCAGAAAGGAACCUGCGCCAACAGUUCCGAGCCCUGAACUGAAAAAGAUAAAGGAAAUCCCUGAACCGUCUUUUUCUCGAAUCAAGAGCAGAAAGGAAGGUACAACAACAUCAGUUCCAAUAGAACUAGGUGAAGAUUCAGUGAGACAUCCUGAAAUCCCAGCUGUGAAAACACAGGAGAAGGUUGUGGAUGCUCCACAAAUAAAAAAAGGUCGUACGUUUGCAGAAGAGCAAUCGAGCAGAACGGAUGAGAUUCAACCUGAAAGCGUAGAGCCAAAACCUGACAAACCUGCCAUAAGACCUGAAGUGGCAAUGCCAAAACCUGACCUGUCUGCAACUAUUAAACCUGAAACCUCACCGGCCAAAUUUGACGGGCCAACUUCAAGGAGACCUGGAAUAGGAGGAGGAGGAACAGAAGCAGAUAUUUGGGAGAGAGAUGAACUGGCGAGGAUAAAAAAGAAGUACGAGGAACUGAAUGCUAGAAUACUUUCCUGGGAGAAUAAGAAGAAGGCAAAAUCAAGAAGAAAAUUGGACAAAAUAGAGAGCGAAUUGGAGAGGAAAAGAAUAAAAGCCUUCGAACAAUUUCAUAGCGAGGUGGAUGAUAUCAAUCAGAUUGCCGGAGGAGCAAGAGUGAAGGCAAAGGAAAGGCAAAGGAAAGAAGAGUUAAAGGCAAAGGAAAAGGCAAAUCAAAUUAGAAAAACAGGAAAAGCCCCUAAUUCACGUUCCUGCUUCUAAAUGUAAUAAUUAUAUGUACAUAGCCUUAUCUGGAAAUCUUUCUUAGUCACAAAAUGUAAACAAAAACAUUUCUUACACAACUCUGUAAAUUAUGUUUCAUUCAUCACAAUCUAUGUAGAAACUUUCUUUAAAA
Molecule: messenger RNA, 1415 nt
Organism: Jatropha curcas
Lineage: Eukaryota; Viridiplantae; Streptophyta; Magnoliopsida; Malpighiales; Euphorbiaceae
Source: RefSeq, a predicted model, not a curated record